Molecule: messenger RNA, 4523 nt
Organism: Nycticebus coucang (slow loris)
Lineage: Eukaryota; Metazoa; Chordata; Mammalia; Primates; Lorisidae
Gene: PLIN4
Product: perilipin 4
Exons: 7
Coding region: 98-4507 (1469 amino acids)
Cellular component (GO): plasma membrane
Source: RefSeq, a predicted model, not a curated record
CUAUAAGGCCUGAGAGAGAGAGCAGAGCCGGCCGCCAGCCGAGAUAGCCUAUUGCUCCAAGGGACCCCCACACAGUCCAGCUUCUCAGGCGACCACCAUGUCUGCUCAGGAUGAAGGCAGCCGGGAUCCCCCCAAACCCAAGGGCAAGACCCUGAGCAGUUUCUUGGGGUCCCUCCCCGGCUUCAGUUCUGCCCGGAAUCUAGUGGCCAAUACCCACAGCUCAGCAAGAGAAGACCAGCUGGCCACCAACUCUACGGGUGCUCCUGCUACAGAGGCUGUCCAGCCCCAGGCUGAUGUGGCCACCAACCCGGAGCAGACAGCCAGGGGGAUGGAGAAACUGCUGCAGCCUUCAGAAAAGCAGACGGUGUCAGGGGCCAAAGACUUGGUAUGCUCUACGAUGACCAAGAGCAAGGACACCAUCUCUUCCGGGGUGGCCAACAUGGUGGACACAGCUAAGGGAAUGGUCCAGGGAGGGCUGGACACUACCCGAUCUGCACUCACAGGCACCAAGGAGGCAGUGUCCAGUGGGAUCACAGGGGCAGUGGGCAUGGCAAAAGGGGUCGUCCAAGGGGGUCUGGACACCUCAAAGGCUGUCAUCACUGGAACCAAGGACACAAUGACCACUGGGGUCAUGGGUGCAGUGAACUUAGCCAAAGGAUCUGUCCAGACUGGUGUGGACACCACCAAGAAUGUGCUGAUGGGCACGAAGAACACUGUCUGCAAUGAGGCGACCAGUGCCAUGAACAUUGCCAAGGGAGCCAUCCAGGGAGGCCUGGACACCACCAAGUCUGUGGUUAUGGGUACGAAAGACACUGUGUCCUCUGGGGCUAUGGGGGCAGUGAAUGUGGCCAAAGGAACUGUCCAGACUGGCCUGAAUACCACCAAGACUGUGCUGACCGGCACCAAGGACACUGUCUGUAGUGGAGUGACCGGUGCUGUGAAUGUGGCCAAAGGGGCUGUCCAGGGGGGUCUAGACACCACCAAGACUGUGCUGACUGGCACCAAAGAUACAGUGACCACUGGGCUCACUGGGGCAGUGAAUGUGGCCAAAGGAACCGUCCAGACUGGCCUGGAUACCACCAAGACUGUCCUGACUGGUACCAAGAACACUCUCUCCAGUGGGGUGACCAGUGCUGCGAACAUGGCCAAAGGGGCCAUCCAGACUGGCAUGGACACCAGCAAGUCUGUGGUCAUGGGUACGAAAGACACAGUGUCCACUGGGAUUACAGGGGCAGUGAACUUAGCCAAAGGGACUGUCCAGACUGGCCUGGACACCAGUAAGACUGUGUUGAGUGGCACCAAAGACACAGUGUCCACUGGGGUCAUGGGGGCAGUGAACUUGACCAAAGGAACUGUCCAGACUGGCCUGGACACCACCAAGACUGUGCUGACUGGUACAAAGAACACCGUCUGCAGUGGGGCGACCAGUGCCAUGAACAUUGCCAAGGGAGCUGUCCAAGGAGGCCUGGACACCACCAAGUCUGUGCUGACUGGCACCAAAGAUACAGUGACCACUGGGCUCACUGGGGCAGUGAAUGUGGCCAAAGGGGCUGUCCAGGGAGGUCUAGACACCACCAAGACUGUGCUGACUAGCACCAAAGAUACAGUGACCACUGGGCUCACUGGGGCAGUGAAUGUGGCCAAAGGAACCGUCCAGACUGGCCUGGAUACCACCAAGACUGUCCUGAAUGGUACCAAGAACACUCUCUCCAGUGGGGUGACCGGUGCUGUGAACGUGGCCAAAGGGGCCAUCCAGGGGAGCCUGGAUACCACCAAGUCUGUGGUCAUGGGUACGAAAGACACAGUGUCCACUGGGGUCAUGGGAGCAGUGAACUUGGCCAAAGGAAUUGUCCAGACUGGUGUGGACACCACCAAGAAUGUGUUGUCUGGCACCAAGGACACUGUCUGUAGUGGAGUGACUGGUGCUGUGAAUGUGGCCAAAGGGGCUGCCCAAGGGGGUCUGGAUACCACCAAGUCUGUGGUUAUGGGUACGAAAGACACUGUGUCCUCUGGGGCUAUGGGGGCAGUGAAUGUGGCCAAAGGAACUGUCCAGACUGGCCUGAACACCACCAAGACAGUGCUGACCGGCACCAAGGACACUGUCUACAGUGGAGUGACCGGUGCUGUGAAUGUGGCCAAAGGGGCUGUCCAGGGGGGUCUAGACACCACCAAGACUGUGCUGAUUGGCACCAAAGAUACAGUGACCACUGGGCUCACUGGGGCAGUGAAUGUGGCCAAAGGAACCGUCCAGACUGGCCUGGAUACCACCAAGACUGUCCUGACUGGUACAAAGAACACUCUCUCCAGUGGGGUGACCGGUGCUGCGAACAUGGCCAAAGGGGCCAUCCAGACUGGCAUGGACACCAGCAAGUCUGUGGUCAUGGGUACGAAAGACACAGUGUCCACUGGGAUUACAGGGGCAGUGAACUUAGCCAAAGGGACUGUCCAGACUGGCCUGGACACCACCAAGACUGUGCUGACUGGCACCAAAGACACAGUGUCCACUGGGGUCAUGGGGGCAGUGAACUUGGCCAAAGGAACUGUCCAGACUGGCCUGGACACCACCAAGACUGUGCUGACUGGCACCAAAGAUACAGUGACCACUGGGCUCACUGGGGCAGUGAAUGUGGCCAAAGGAACUGUCCAGACUGGCCUGGAUACCACCAAGACUGUCCUAACUGGUACCAAGAACACUCUCACCAGUGGAGUUACUGGUGCUGUGAAUGUGGCCAAAGGAGCUGUCCAGACUGGCAUGGACACCAGCAAGUCUGUGGUCAUGAGUACGAAAGACACAGUGUCCACUGGGGUCACAGGGGCAGUGAAUUUGGCCAAAGGAACUGUCCAGACUGGUUUGAACACCACUAGGACUGUGUUGACUGGCACCAAGGAUGCUGUCGGCACUGGCGUGACCAGUGCCAUGAAUGCAGCCAUAGGGACUAUCCAGACUGGCCUGGAUACCAGUAAGACUGUGUUGAGUGGCACCAAAGACACAGUGUCUACUGGGGUCAUGGGGGCAGUGAACGUGGCCAAAGGAACCACAAGGACUGGCAUGGACACCACCAAAACUGUGCUAACUGGCACCAAGAACACCAUCUGUAGUGGAAUGUCCAGUGCUGUGAAUGUGGCCAAAGAGGCUGUUCAAGGGGGCCUGGACACCACUAAGACUAUGGUCAUGGGUACAAAAGACACAGUGACCACUGGGAUCACUGGGGCAGUGAACUUAGCCAAAGGGACUGUCCAGACUGCUAUGGACACUACCAAGACUGCACUGACUGGUACCAAAGACACCAUCUACAGUGGGGUGACCGGCACUGUGAAUGUGGCCAAAGGGGCUGUCCAGACUGGCAUGGACACCACCAAGACCAUGCUGACCAGCACCAAAGACACAAUGUCCACUGGGCUCAGUGGGGCAGGCAGUGUGGCCAUAGGGGCUGUCCACACUGGUCUUGGCACUCUCCAAAACUUGUUACCUCGUACCCAAGACACCAUCUGGGGUGAACUCACCAGUUGCAGGACCACAGACAAAGGCAAGGAACAGAAUACCCUGAGCCCCCCAAAAGCCCUGACCACUGGGAUUUCCAGUCCCCUAGACACUUUUUGUGCAGGCCUGGAGUUUGCCCAGGAGGCCACAGCCACCACCAGGCACCUUGUGUGUGAUGAGGCCACAUUCCCCCAAGAGGCAGCCCUGGUCAGCGAGGAUGUGGGGCACCUGGGAGCCAUGUGUGGCCGUGAAGGAAUCCUGGGCUUUGCGUCUUUGCGGGAUGAAUUGAAGGGGAUGGGGGAAAUCUUCCACCCCAUGAGUGCUGCGGAGCAAGCUCAGCUGGCUGCCUCUGAGCCAGGGCCAAAGGUGAUCUUUGCGGACCAGGGAAGCUACUUUGUCCGUUUAGGAGACCUGACCCCUGGAUUCCGCCAGCGAGGUUUUGAACAUGCCAUGAGCCACCUGCAGCACGGCCAGUUCCAAGCCAGGGAUGUUUUGGCCCAACUGGAGGGUUGCUUCACACUGAUUGAAAAGGCCAAGCAGACUCUGGAUGAGGAGCUGUGUCUGGACCAGGGCUCGAGCACCAGUGUUGAGGACACCAAUACCCAUGAGGUGCGCCCGGCUGAACUGAGGUCCUCCUGUCCCCUUGAUGAUCCCUCCUCCUGCCUCUCACCUGGUACCUUCCUCCCACAAGAGCAGGAUGCAGGGGUUCUGGCCAAAGUCUGUGGCCUUGCCCAACAGCUGCACACAGCCUACAGUGGCCUGGCCUGUGGCCUCCAGGGCCUGCCUGCCGAGUUCCAGGGGCGGAUUGGGCAGGCACGGCACAGCCUCUGCAACCUGUAUGGGAUCGUGUCCUCCACUGGCUCCAUGGAGGAGCUGCCAGCUGCGCAGCUGGCCCAGAGCUUUGAGGGUGUGCGUCAGGCAUGGCAGGGGCUGGAGGAGCUGUUGGAGAGUCUGCAGCACAGCCCUCCACUCGGCUGGCUGGUAGGGCCCUUUGCCUCACCCCCUGCUGGACAGCAACAGGGAUAGGGAUAGACCCUAGGGA